This is a messenger RNA of Neogale vison (American mink), 1775 nucleotides long. RefSeq names its product solute carrier family 22 member 9-like. Gene Ontology annotation, molecular function: transmembrane transporter activity. NCBI's taxonomy places the organism in Eukaryota, Metazoa, Chordata, Mammalia, Carnivora, Mustelidae. The coding region runs from base 1 to 1659 and encodes 552 amino acids. The transcript has 10 exons. The record is from RefSeq and is a predicted model, not a curated record. Gene Ontology annotation, biological process: transmembrane transport.
AUGGCCUUUCAGGACCUCUUGGAUCAAGUUGGAGGCCUGGGAAGAUUCCAGAUCCUUCAAAUGGUUUUCCUUAGUCUCUCCAGCCUCAUAGUAUACCCUCAUGUUUCGUUGGAGAACUUCACGGCAGCCGUCCCUGGUCACCGCUGUUGGGUCCACAUCAUCGACAAUGACACUGUCUCUGCUAACGGCACAGGGAUCCUGAGCCAAGAGUCCCUCCUGAGAAUCUCCAUCCCGCUGGACUCAAACCUGAGGCCAGAGAAAUGUCGUCGCUUCAUCCACCCCCAGUGGCAUCUCCUUCACCUGAACAGGACCUUCCCCAACACGAGUGAGUCGGACACAGAGCCCUGUGUGGACGGUUGGGUGUACGACCAAAGCUCCUUCCCCUCCACCAUUGUGACUAAGUGGGACCUGAUAUGUGAAUCGCAGUCACUGAAAUCAAUGGCCAAAUUCUUAUUCAUGGCUGGAAUGCUGGUGGGAGGCAUCAUAUUUGGUCAUUUAUCAGACAGGUUUGGGAGGAAGUUAAUUCUCAAGUGGUGUUUCCUCCAGCUGGCCGUUGCUGACACCUGCGCAGCCUUUGCGCCCACCUUUGUCAUUUACUGUGUGCUACGCUUCCUGGCUGGCUGCUCUACCAUGAGCAUCAUGACAAAUAAUAUUAUGCUGCUUGUAGAAUGGACAGUGCCCCGAUUCCAAGCCUUGGGAAUAACGGUGGCAGUCUGCACGCCUUGUGUAGGACAGAUGAUCCUGGGAGGACUGGCUUUUGCCAUUCGAGACUGGUACACCCUUCAGCUGGUGGUCUCUGUACCGUUAUUUGUCUCUUUUCUUUUCUCAAGGUGGCUGGUAGAGUCUGCUCGGUGGCUGGUUAUCACCAACAAAUUCGAGGAGGGCUUAAAGGCACUGAGAAAAGCUGCACAGAGGAACGGAAGGAAGAAUGCUGGAGAAGCCCUCACCGUGGAGGUUUUGAGAUCCACCAUGAAGGAGGAGCUGGAGAUAGCACAGGAAAAACCUUCCGUGCCUGACUUGUUCCGUACACCCAUCCUGCGCAGAAGGAUCUGUUUAUUGUCCUUCGUGAGAUUUGCAACCUACAUGCCCUUUUAUGGCCUGAUUCUCCACCUCCAGCACAUUGGGAACAAUGUUUUCCUGUUCCAGGUUCUCUUUGGCAUGGUCAACCUCCCCGCCAAUUACAUUGCCCUUUUGGCCCUGAAUCAUAUGGGCCGUCGAGUAAGCCAGAUGAUUUUCGGGUCCUUACUUGGAAUCUUCAUUCUAACCACCACGUUUCUGCCUGAAGAAAUGCAGACUCUGCGUGUUACUUUGUCAACUUUGGGAGUAGGAGUUUCUUCUGCAGCUCUCAUGAGUACUUCUGCCCAUGGAAAUGAACUAAUCCCUACCAUAAUCAGAGCAACAGCGACAGGAAUCCUGGGAAUUGCUGCUAACUUUGGAGCAGCCCUGGCUCCCCUCUUGAUGAUCUUAACUGUGUAUUCUCCCCACCUGCCCUGGAUCAUGUAUGGAGUCUUCCCCAUCCUCUCUGGUCUUGCUGUUCUCCUCCUUCCUGAAACCAGGAAUCGGCCUCUGCCUGACUUCAUCCAGGAUGUGGAAAAGGAGAGAGAAGGCCUAAGAAAAACAAAGAAGGAAGAUACCUUCAUGAAAGUGACACAGUUUUAAGGAGUUCCAGUAACGAACUGCUAAUCAAGGAGCAAGACAGAGGAAGGAAAGUCAAGAUCAUCCCCAGAUACUGGAAAGAUCUGUAAAAUAAACAAAACAAAAAGCUAUAAAGGAAA